AUGGAGGCCAGUCAUCUUCAACCAAUUAGGCCCAGCAAUGGCCUACCGGAUCAUUUCCCCGACACUGUUCAAGAGGCAGACCUUGCUGCACCUGCCGGGCCACGGACCAUUGCCCUCGGCCUCACCCGCGGCUAUGCAUCCGACUGGCAAGUCCCAGAUGCUCUGCGCGAGCUAUACCAAAACUGGUGUGAUGCCAUCCUACAGAUACAUCCCCAGAUUAGUCUAAUGGACUUCCAGCCGAAACACUCAAUCACCGGGGACCAGAGUGAGAUCACGUACGUUGUCAAUUGCCCUGCAAGCGGCUCCGUUGCCGCUGGUCAUUCGUCGGUGCUCGGCUACAUACGUUUCAAUGUGAUCCACGGGAGGAUCGAAUUUGCCACCCUGGGGACCACUCUACAUGAAGACUGCCUGGAACUCGGUCACAGUACCAAGAAAGGCAACGACAGUCGACUGGCUGGAGGCCACGGGGAGGGUCUCAAGCUCGCUGCCCUCGUCCUCAGCCGCCAGAAUCACUAUAUCAAGAUAUCCACCAACGGCUGCCACUGGACUUUUAACUUCAAUGGUCGCAACAAGACGAACUUUUACUGCCGCAUCGCUCCAUCAAAAGCGAAGCGCGAGACGCUGCCCGUUGAUGCUGGCGCAGAACCUCCGCGGCUGAGUACCAACAUCUGGAAUGAUGUCUGCGUGACGAUUGAAAGGGGGACCAAAGGACAGCGCUUGUCGUUCGCCGAUUUUCGCGCCUGGGUGGAUUGCACGGUGGACCUACAUCCAUCAUUGAAUCGGAUCCGAACGGCCAAGGGAGAUUUAUUGCUAAAUCCGGAGUAUCAGGAUCAUGUAUUCCUCAAAGGAAUCCGUGUCAGCCAACGGAGCCUCGACCCUCAACCCUUCCGCUGCGGCUAUGUUCUCGUUCACGGAAGCGUGGAUCGAGAUCGCCAGCGCCUGGUGAACCCAAUCCAGGCUCGGGAAUGCAUUCACUCCAUCUGGCAGGAAGCGAUUAACGAGGAUGAAGCUCAGGUUCUGCCUCGAUACCUCGAGCUUUUUCUCACUCAUCCGUUACCUGCAGAUGUGCAAGGAGCGAAACAUCAGGUGACAGACGUGACUGCCCGGAAGCUGUGGGGUCUCUUGCAGCGGGACGCACGAGGAGGAAACAUUUUCUACUGUCGCCAAUCUCGACUACAUGCGGAAUCGCUUCUCAUUCGCUCGGACCUGAACAAAGAGCCGCGUGCAUUGCCCGAUAUACUGUGGGAUAUUCUUCACAAGCAUGGCCUGCUCUGGGGUCCAGUGGAGGAGCUUCGCCACCGCCUGCAAUUUUCGGAAGCAGUAGAGGUGCCUCAGACGGCGGAGGCUCAAGGUGUAGCGCAGACGCUUCGCGGUCUACUUGCACUGCAUGCAAGCACGGCACGUACUCAGGUAGUCUUUGUUCGCAGCCAGGCGCAAGUGGUCGACGUGGCGUACCGUCUCGACAGCGAUCUCCUAUACAUUCACGAAAGAUGGCUUCAAACUCCAAGCGGAGAGGCCAGCGGCAAGUCUUUUACCGAUGAGGGCGCUUUGGUCGGGCUGCAAAACGCAGAAGAAGUUUACCAACGAGCCAUCACUAUCAUUCACAGCUCAAUUACCAAAGGUGCAUUCUUUCCGGACGCUGCUGUGCGCAAUAUGAUGCGGAAGGCUCACCAGAAGUUGCGCGAGAUGCCACGCUUGAUCCGGCUGCAGCAAACAGUCGACGGACCGACGGUAUUCUUCACUACAGGUCACGGCCUAGACUUUGUGGAGCUGUGUGGCACGCAAAUCCACUACUUAGUCACUCUGCACCGAGCUAAGUGUCCGAUUACGGGUGGACUUCUCUAUAAUCUCGGCCAAGAUACCUGUCAGUGCCCACGACAAGUAAUACCGUUGAGCACCCGAAAGGCAGUCUUUCCCGGCCUUGGCGGCGGGUCAUGGACGCCAGUAGUUUGCAAGGCGAAAGAUUUCGACGAACGUAACGCUGGCUCGGGGGGUCCAUCCUAUCUCCAGGGCGAGAAUGGGGCAUUGAUUGGAACC
This is a messenger RNA of Aspergillus homomorphus CBS 101889, 2037 nucleotides long. RefSeq lists its product as uncharacterized. The annotation marks the transcript as partial. The record is from RefSeq and is a predicted model, not a curated record. The transcript is spliced from 3 exons. NCBI's taxonomy places the organism in Eukaryota, Fungi, Ascomycota, Eurotiomycetes, Eurotiales, Aspergillaceae.